ACCGGUUGAGAGGCGUGUUCAGAUCCCUUGAUGCUGCUGUAAUAAAGAUGGCGGAGAGAGGAGACGGCCAACAGAAAAGCUCAGUGAUUGCAUGAGGUCCUCACGAGAACAUUUGGGUAGUUAGUGCUGGCAGAAGAUCUGGCCUCCCAGGAUGGACAGUGCUUAGAUGUGGGCAACGUUUAAGCUGAAUGCAUUGUGAUUUCCAAUAAUUGAGACAGUGAUUUCUAAAAAGCUGUCUACAUUAAUGAAAAGAACAAUGUAGUCAGCUUAGCAUAUUCAACCCUGUACAUUAAUAUUAUUAAAUAGGUGUCUUGAGCUGUUUAAUAUAUUCAUGCAUGUGUUAGGGCUGCAGUUGUUUUAAGCUGAAGAGUUAUACAUAGGCAGAUCCCUUCCUAGUUGCAUUCUCUCAGUUUUUAAUAUAGCUUUUUUAAGAAAUUGAACAUGGAUGUGAAUGAGAUUUUACCUCCCCUCCCAUUGGAGCCACCAGACGCAGUAUUUGCAGGGAAUGAUUACUGUAAAGCACCUCCACCACCUCCCCUGCAAACGUCCAGUGACGCAGAGGAAAUGGACGUUAGCUCUGGUGGUGAUGGACACCAAAGCACCCCAGCAGUGGACAGGGAUGAACAGCUCUUCCUCAACAAACGCACAUUGUCCUUUAGUGUCCACCCAUCAGAUAAUCCUGACCCUUUGGCCACGUGCCCUAGAACCGCUCGCCAUGCUCCCCCAGUUACCAAAUUCUUACCUGACCUCAAACUACUUAGAGAUGUAAAGAUCAGCGUCAGUUUCUCAGACGGCAGUAGGAGUAAAGACAGGAAGGUGUUGUACACGGGUAUGGGGCAGGGUAGCGAAGAAGAUCACAGCCUAGAGAGCCUGAAUGGUGAGUUGCAUGAUUCUCUAGACCAGGGGAGUGUGCCGGGCAGCUCGGGCACAAGUAAUGAUUCUCUAGGUUUAGCUAGAAACAUUGAAGUGAUGGAGGCUGAGCAGGAGAACAAGGUUGAGUUUGCUGUGCUGGAUGACCUGGAAGAUUUCAGCGAGAACUUUCUGGAAGUGGAACAUGGAGAGCAGAGUGGUUUCAGGUCUGAGAUGAUAGUUCAACAGGAGCGCGUGCGUGAGGAGGAACUGAAUUACUCCUAUGAGGAGGACUUUGACAAUGAUGUAGAUGCCCUGCUGGAGGAAGGCAUGCCCUUGCCCAAGAAGAGGCGUCUGGCUGAGGACAUUUACACUGGAGACAGUGAUCACCGUUCAGACGGAGAGGCUGGAGUUCAGCCCAUGAUGACCAAAAUUAAGACCGUUCUUAAGAGUCGUGGGCGUCCACCUACCGAGCCGUUACCUGAUGGUUGGAUCAUGACAUUCCAUAAUUCUGGCAUUCCAGUCUACCUCCACCGGGAAACCAGAGUUGUAACCUGGUCUAGACCUUACUUCCUUGGAACUGGAAGCAUUAGGAAACAUGACCCACCAACCAGUAGCAUUCCCUGCUUGCACUACAAGAAAAUGAAGGAACAAGAGGAAAGGGAACAAAAUGGAGAGGUGACUCCGAAUGCAGAGGUGUCGCCGGUGAAAUCGGGGGAAGAGGGGAUCUCAUUGGAGAGAGUUGACGAGCCAGACUCUACUGCUACAGAAGAGGCACCUGGCCAGACUACAUCAGAAGAGCCAGAUCUUGACCUCAUGGAGCCAGGAGGGUCUUCAGAGGGGAAGGAAGGACAGUCCAGUGAUACUGCACAGGGAGCCCUGGGCCAGGUCAAAGCCAAGGUUGAGGUCUGCAAAGACGAAUCUAUUGAUAUUGAACGAUUCAGAAGCUACCUAGAGAAGUGCUUUGAUUUUGAGCAAGUGACGGUGAAGAAGUUCCGCACAUGGGCCGAGCGCAGGCAGUUCAACAGGGACAUGAAGAGGAAGCAAGCAGAAUCUGAGAGGCCCAUCCUACCAGCCAAUCAGAAACUCAUCACGCUGUCUGUGCAGGAUGCGCCCACAAAAAAAGAAUUUGUCAUCAACCCUAACGGGAAGUCAGAGGUGUGCAUUUUACAUGAGUAUAUGCAAAGAGUGCUCAAGGUGCGACCAGUUUACAACUUUUUUGAAUGUGAAAACCCAAGUGAACCCUUUGGAGCCUCGGUCAUUAUAGAUGGUGUUACAUAUGGCACAGGAACAGCAAGUAGUAAAAAACUUGCGAAGAACAAAGCUGCUCGAGCAACACUGGAGAUCCUCAUUCCUGACUUUGUCAAACAGACGUCAGAGGAGAAGCCCAUAGAGGGAGAUGAACUGGAGUAUUUUAAUCAUAUCAGUAUUGAAGAUUCAAGGGUGUAUGAGCUGACCAACAAAGCAGGUUUACUCUCACCAUAUCAGAUCCUUCAUGAGUGCCUUAAGAGAAACCAUGGGAUGGGAGACACCAGCAUCAAGUUUGAGGUGAUCCCAGGAAAGAACCAGAAGAGUGAAUAUGCCAUGACAUGUGGGAAGCACACUGUACGCGGCUUAUGUAAGAAUAAGAGGGUGGGAAAGCAGCUGGCGUCACAGAAGAUUCUUCAAAUGCUUCAUCCUCAUGUGAAGAACUGGGGCUCACUGCUGCGCAUGUACGGCAGAGAGAGCAACAAGAUGGUCAAAAAGGAGAAUUCUGAUAAGAGUGUGAUCGAACUUCAGCAGUUUGCCAAAAAGAACAAGCCAAACCUUCACAUCCUCAACAAGCUACGAGAGGAGAUGAUGAAGCUUGCUCAAGAAAGGGAGGAAGCAAGGAAGAAGCCGAAGAUGACUAUAAUGGAGUCAGCUCAGCCUGGCAGUGAGCCUCUGUGUACUGUUGACGUCUAAACCCUCGUGAUAGCAGAUAGCACUGACCAAUGGCUAAUAGUUAAAAGGUCAUUGUGCCAUUACUGAAUUAUGCAUUACUUUGCAGUCCAAAUGGCAAUACUAGUUACAUUUUAUCCAAUGUUUGAGCACUACUCUCAAUCCAGUUAUGUCCAUGUUUUAUGGGUUUAGUAAGUCGUAUAAGGUCGUAUGCACUAAGGGAUGGUAGAAUGAGCAUUAUAUACCUCCAGAUGCACUUCUAAACCUGUAAGUGCUCAAAUAUAAUGACUAUUCAGCUGAUGACAAGAAUGCCUAUAUGAGUCAAAAUGGUAAAAAAUAUGUUGAAUAAGUAUUACAGAUGCUUGCAUUUUAAGUGUGUGGUUUUUAGAUGUUAAUAAAAUUGUUAUUCCCUUAAAAUAAACUGCAAAUAAAUUCAUUUAAUAUUUACAAUGAAACUACAGAUUUCACAAUGACAGAUACUAUUGCAGUACUCGCAGUUUAUGCAUUUAAACAAACAUGUCUGUCAUUUUACAAAGAUCAGUUCCUUUAAUUUCUAAUGUCAGCUUCUGGUAUGCAGAGUUGGUCAGAUUCUGAUUUUUCAUUGCCGACAGUGCACGUGACAUUUUAUCUGGAAAAUAGGGUUUAUAAUGACUUGCACUGUGGUUAUCUUCAGUGGCCAGGUCUAGUCCUAAUGGACCAUAGUCAGAGUAUCACCAUAUUUAUCUUUUGACAGGUAUGAAAACAUGACAGGGAGUGAUAGACUUACAUUCUAUUCAAAGGGUUGUACUGUUGUUUAAAUUGUUGAUUGUUCAGCUGAUGAAACAUUGAAAACAUCUCAAAAAAUAUUGGAAUGGACAGAAAAGCUGUGAUCUAGGAUCUUUAUAUGAUUUAUGACAUUGUACAGACUGUAAGUCUAUCACUCACAGCCUUGUUUUCAUCUGUGAAAAAUGUAAUAUUGUACCUAAGGUCUGCUCGGACAUUAAACAAAUGUUGUAUUUCUAAAGCAUUUAAUGUGCACACCUCCAACUGCUGUUCAGAAAUGUACUAAUGUUAGAACUGUUUACUUGUAUGAAAUGAACAACUCUUUUUAAUUGAGUGGUAAUGCAUAUCAAUGGCCAUCUUGACUAAUUUUAAGUAGUAGUGUUGUCUUCAGUAAGCACUGCAGAGAAAACAUAAGCACAAUUGUUUGAGGUACUGUAGUUAUUAUGGGAGAUAAGAUGAUAGUGUGUGCUUUUUUUGAUGUUACAGUUGUUAUGCUCAGAUAUAAUCUUAACUCUUGCAUUAGAGACUGGUUGUUAAUUUUCACUAGAAAAUUUUUUUUGUGUAUGUUGCCUAGUGUUUCCCCUUUCAUUUAUGGUACAAUGUGUUUCAAAAGGGAAACAAAUCUCACUCAAAUCUGCAUUUGUGAUGCUAUACGUUACGUACAGUAUUUGCUGUGGAGUGAUGCUUGCUUUCUUGCAUUGAUACUCUAGAGAAAAUGCGUUUUGAAGCAUGUACUUAUUUGCGUGUGUUUCAGAUAAUUUUGUAUGGUUUGUGUACAUUUGCCAUGGUGAUAAGAGGUGAUUGUGUGCUCAUUUUAUUUAGGUUUUAUCACUUUGGUGUAUUAAAUAGUUUGAACCACAAUCAUUAUUUCAAAAGGCAGUCUACCUACAAGAAAAAGGUGGUAACUCCAUACCUCGAAAAAAUCAGACCAUGUCAUAAUAUUCAAUAGCUUGAAGAACAGUGUGAACCAAAGCUUUAACCGUCUUAUGCAUUUUUUUUUUUUUUUAAGAAUACAGCUGCAUAGCUAUUCAUAAAUUAUAUUUAACACAUAUGUAACACAAUGUUAAAUAAGGAAAAAAGAUGCAAUAACUGCUGGUUUAAAAUAUGGUCCCUGUUUGAAGAAAAUCUCUUUCUCUAAAAUCACAAUUAUUGGGGAGGGACAAAAAUAUUCUGGCCUUGUUAAGAUAUGAGACCAAGGUCUUCAAAGUCACUGUUUUUAUACUGAGUGGAGAGGAGGAAAAAUCAGGUUUUCUUGGGACAGAGACUAAAUAAAACCGUCAUUGGUUUAGUAUUUUAUUUGGUGUGCUUCUGAAUGUUUACUGCAUCUAUGAAGGCACUUACCUGUUUUCCAUGAGCACAAGGCUUCUGCCAUGCUGAUAAGAGUGCUUAGAGAAUGUGCUUUCCCAAUAAAUGUCUGGAGUGUACGACUUGUUCUGUCUGUCUUGCCAAGUGUGUAUUAGUUGUAUGAAGAAAUGUGAUUUUUAGUUGUAAUCAUUGAAGGGAUAAUGCUGAAUGAUUUAGCUGCAAGUAACGCUGCCUAAAUAUUUUUUUAUUUUAAUGUUACAUGAUCGCUGAUACACAGUGAUUUGUUUAUGCAAAUAAAUCAUGACCAGAAACUGA
Molecule: messenger RNA, 5151 nt
Organism: Myxocyprinus asiaticus (Chinese sucker)
Lineage: Eukaryota; Metazoa; Chordata; Actinopteri; Cypriniformes; Catostomidae
Product: microprocessor complex subunit DGCR8-like
Exons: 14
Coding region: 442-2793 (783 amino acids)
Biological process (GO): primary miRNA processing
Cellular component (GO): microprocessor complex
Molecular function (GO): identical protein binding; heme binding; double-stranded RNA binding
Source: RefSeq, a predicted model, not a curated record